This is a messenger RNA of Eimeria acervulina, 1161 nucleotides long. RefSeq lists its product as hypothetical. The record is from RefSeq and is a predicted model, not a curated record. Bases 1 to 1161 code for a protein of 386 amino acids. Gene Ontology annotation, biological process: protein phosphorylation. Gene Ontology annotation, molecular function: ATP binding; protein kinase activity. Lineage: Eukaryota; Apicomplexa; Conoidasida; Eucoccidiorida; Eimeriidae. The transcript has a single exon.
AUGUCACCAUCGCAGCGGAUGGGAAAGAAUCUGCUGGGUUUAGCGGUGCAACACAGGAAGCAAAUGCCCCCUACCCCCCCAGGGAGAUUGGCAAAGGAGGUCAUGCAAACCCUUGCACAGAAUUUGUCCAAUGGUGUGUCCAAGGAUCUCGUCGGAAUGCAGCUCAGUCUCACCAACAUGCAAGCCCUGGGCUUUCCGGAUAUCGAUAAAACCUCCCGCAAGUUUGCAGUAACCAACUACCUGGGGGAAGGGGGCCACUUUGUGACAGUGGAAGUGGUGGAAGAAGGCUCAAGCAAGAAACAAGCCAUGAAACUUUUCACAUUGACUACAGGGUCUAGGGUCAAGCUUGGUUUCCUCGGCCGCCAACUCGCCAGAGCCACGGGAAUUGAGCGGAUAUUAGACGAGACAACGGCGAUGCUGCAGGCGGCGGGCAACACGAAACUGAGUGAGGCGAUGGCUUCUAGGGGUUUACUGCUGGCGUCUGGUGUUGCAUCAAUCCAGGGAGUGCCCUCUGUAAUGGAAUGCCCUUCGGCGUACCUUAUAAACGAAGUAAUACUGAUGGACAGCUUGAGCGGAGACCUGCUGGGCCUCUUCGCCGCGCGGAACCCUCUCCCAUUAGAGAUAAAAGAAUACGCAGCAAAGCGGGUGCUACUGAUAGCGAUGCAUUUGCAGCGCGCGAAUUUCAGCCACAACAACUUUUCGCUAGAGAACAUUUUUGCGCGCGAAGACGGCUCCUUCUUCUUAGGAGAGUUCGGAGCAGGGACCCCCAUUGGGAAGCCGCUAGAAAGGGUGAGGGACGUGACAGUGAAAUAUGCAGACAAGGAUUUGGCUGCUGCUGCUAUGGAGGGCAGAAGGACCGCGCAGGUUGUGCGGCCCAUAGCAGAUGGAAAGUCAGACAUGUGGGCCCUGGGCAUGUGCCUGUACGGCAUAUUCACGGGUGGGCGCAGGCCAUACGGUCUCGCCAAUUCAGAAAAAGCAGCAGAGGAGCUGCAGGCGCUCGCGAGGGAGAAAGUCGACGCAAAGGCUUUAAGGAAGCAGUUGUCUGCUGCCAAGGUGCCUUUGAACUGGCAGGGACUGAUUGUCGAUCUCCUGCAGGUGGAGAGGGCAAACAGAAGCGACGUGGUGACACUCAUAGGCAAGUAUGUCGACCUUAUAUACUAA